UUAUUCAGUAAAUAUUUGUAUUUAGCAUAGUGAACAGUUAUAUAUCACGAGUGUAUACUUAAUUCUCACAAAGUGAGCACCAUCCAUACAAACACUACUCUUCUUAUGAAAUAGAAUUUUACCAGCAGUGUCAAACCCUCUUGGACCCUUGCCAGUCACCUUUUUCCUUCUUAUUCCACAAAAGAAUCUUCACAGAUGACUUUUGUCUGUUUUAAACUUUAUAUAAGCGUAACAGCUCAAGAUGUAUGCAGUAGUGUCUGAGUUCUUGUGCUAAUACUAUGUUUUUGAGUUCAUCCAUGGCAUUGCCUAUAGUAGGAAUUUCUUCCAGUUUAUUGUUGUAUAUUACUUAAUAGUAUUAGUAUGCAAUAUAUCUCUAUUCUACUUGUAAUGGGAAUUUGAGUUUCCAGGUUUGCUACAAGUAAUGCUAUUAUGACCACUUUGUGCAUGUUCUUUUGUGUGUGUAUGUGUGUUUCAUGGGGAAAUAUACUUAAGAGUAGAAUUACUAGAUCAGGAUUUGGUUAUGUUUAACUUUAGUAGUUAUGUCAGAGAGUAUUACACGGUUGUUAGAUUUGUUCUCCUACCAGCAGUGUGUUAGAGUUCCAGUAGUAGCACAUUCCCCUAAAAAUAUUUAUAUUAGUCUUUUUGUUUUAGCCAUUAUAGUGGAUGUUUAGUGAUAUCGAUAAGGUUUUUUCCUUGUGUAUUUUUUCUGGUGAUAUUUGAAUUAUUUGCUUAUCCAGAGCAUUCUGUGAGUUCAUGGUAAGAGUUAAGCAAAUCAUUUCAACGUCACCACAUAGCAAACCGUUGAUGGCUGGGUUUCAGUUUCCUUCCUAAAGGCAUUUUCUAAUCUGUUCUGCUAAGCUACAAGAUGACAGCUGCAGAGACUUCACAGAAAAUGUUAAAAAUAGACCUUACAUUCAGAGAUGGCUUGGAAGAGAGAGAAUCUGGUAAAACUCUGCAAAGAAAAUGCCUAGCACUUCUAUCUCCGGUAACUCCUCUCAAGGUUUAUUGCUGCUUGUUCAUCGCCGCAGUUCUGACCACAAGUGUGGUUGCGCUUUCCAUUGUUUUGUCAGUUUUAGCCAGGAAAGAAAAGCCUGUGAUAGAGUCACCUAAGUACGCCGCUUGCCCAAAAAGCUGGAUUGGAUUUGGGAGUAAAUGCUUUUAUUUUUCUGAAGACACAAGAAAUUGGACAUUCAGUCAAGUCUUCUGUGUCUCAUUAGAAGCCAGCCUCGCUCAGUUUGCAACUGUGGAAGAACUGAAUUUCCUGAAAAGAUACAAAGGCCCUUCUGAGCAUUGGAUUGGCCUUAGAAGAGAAUCAUCCGACCGCAUUUGGAGGUGGACAGACAACACAGAACAUAAUAACACGUUUCCUAUCAGAGGAGUUGGAGAAUGUGCCUACCUGAAUGACAAUGGAGUCGGUAGUGCCAGCAUCUACACAGACAGAAAAUGGAUUUGUAGCAAGCCAAACAGUUAUGUCUACAAUUGCCAAAUUAGAAACUCUUUACAGAAUUUCCCUAUGGAUGCAUCAUAACUUGUUGUAUGUAGCUGCCGUGUAUAACAGCUGGAGACACCUGGAUAUGCAGGCAGGAGACUGCUGUGGGGUGGGUCCCUCCUCAAGAACCUCUACGAGGGCAGUGCAGAGACCUCACCGGGGCGCUACCUGGUGGAGCGGUGAAAAGAGAGCCACCAUCCUGUGGCACAGUUUAGUACUUUGUUGAUAUAAAGAAACUUAUUUUUGUCA
Molecule: messenger RNA, 1738 nt
Organism: Saimiri boliviensis boliviensis (Bolivian squirrel monkey)
Lineage: Eukaryota; Metazoa; Chordata; Mammalia; Primates; Cebidae
Source: RefSeq, a predicted model, not a curated record